CGCCGCUGUUCCCGUUACGAUACCCAGGGCUCCGUCUGUGCUUUCCACCCCACCCCUGACCCCCGACGACGGCAGUGUUUGUAGCGCCAGCGGGUCAGACAUUGACGCCGACCAGAAGGAUGCGCUGGACUUUGUUAUGACGAUCUUUCCAUUCCAGGGAUUGAAGGCCUUGCCCUACGCUAAACGUGUUACCAUCACCGCCUCAAGUCUGGGCCCAAAUUUUAGCGGCAUGGUAUUGGAGUUGCCGGGCAAGCCGAGAACCUUGUAUGUCGAUGGCAAGAGCGCACAGUCUGUUAGUCUUCGAGAGAGCGUCGUUGCCCUUUUGGAUCUUGCCGAUGAGCAAUUGGCAUGCUCUGCCCUUAUCAUCGUUUUGGAAAGGUCUUCGCCUACCUUGAGUCAGCUCCUCCAUUCUCUCAUGUACGCUGGGGGAUCUGUGGUGACCAAACCUCCAUUCGACGUUGAUCCUGCUUUUGUCUUGGUGGGCCUGGAGAUUUAGACGCCGUGGAUGGACUAUCGUCUUUUGCUCAAGUUUUUGUACCUGUUUCGCAUUUUCAAAAAGCGCGCGCACUAUCACCAUGUUUAU
Molecule: messenger RNA, 583 nt
Organism: Guyanagaster necrorhizus
Lineage: Eukaryota; Fungi; Basidiomycota; Agaricomycetes; Agaricales; Physalacriaceae
Exons: 2
Coding region: 137-496 (119 amino acids)
Biological process (GO): positive regulation of protein catabolic process
Cellular component (GO): nucleus; cytoplasm
Molecular function (GO): ornithine decarboxylase inhibitor activity
Source: RefSeq, a predicted model, not a curated record